GCUAACUUCCAGCAAUUGUAAUUUCUUGGCAUGCGCCGGUAUUCUCCUACUUACGGUCCUCCAUGGCUCUGACGUGCGGGCACGGCAACAUAGCCGCACAGAAUCCCACUUUGCGACCAUACUUCCAGUCAGCGCAAAUGUUUACGAAGCUUUCUGCGGGACCUUGCGCCCUUGCACGACGCACUUUAGCGUCUGCAACAUCCACCAAAUGGCUGGGCUCAUGGAGCAUCAGCAGCCUCCGUGGCCCUAGAGGUUCUCUGGUUAGCAGCAAUUCAGCUACCACCCAGCGUUCUAGUGUGCAGAGUAGGUCGACGACGACGGCAUCAGCUGCUACGGAUGGCGACAUGGCAUCGAGCCCAGGAGCUCGGCUUGAGUCCCUACCUUGGGACCACACCUUCGUUCGCGAACUGCCAGCAGACCCCGACACACGCAACACCGUACGGCAGGUGGAGGGCGCCCUGUUCUCCCGGGUGUCCCCCACCCCGCCCACGGGGGUGCCGUACCUCAUUGCGUACUCGGAGAAGGUCGCCCGCCUGAUCGGCUUAAACCCCUCCGAGUGCCUCCGACCCGAGUUCCCCCUCCUCAUGUCUGGGGCCGCACCGCUGCCCGGUUCCCUGCCGUACGCGGCUUGCUACGGGGGACACCAGUUCGGGUCGUGGGCGGGUCAGCUGGGGGAUGGACGAGCAAUAACCCUGGGGGAGCUCCUCAACCGUCACAACCCACCCGAC
This is a messenger RNA of Astrephomene gubernaculifera, 728 nucleotides long. Lineage: Eukaryota; Viridiplantae; Chlorophyta; Chlorophyceae; Chlamydomonadales; Astrephomenaceae. The record is from the annotation of a GenBank genome assembly.